Apiotrichum porosum is the source of this 495-nucleotide messenger RNA. RefSeq names its product Peptidyl-prolyl cis-trans isomerase cyp10 (gene CYP10). Gene Ontology annotation, molecular function: peptidyl-prolyl cis-trans isomerase activity. The coding region runs from base 1 to 495 and encodes 164 amino acids. The transcript is spliced from 6 exons. Lineage: Eukaryota; Fungi; Basidiomycota; Tremellomycetes; Trichosporonales; Trichosporonaceae. Gene Ontology annotation, biological process: protein folding; protein peptidyl-prolyl isomerization. Gene Ontology annotation, cellular component: catalytic step 2 spliceosome. The record is from RefSeq and is a predicted model, not a curated record.
AUGUCUGUCACAUUACAUACUUCCCUCGGAGACAUCAAGAUCGAGGUGUUCUGCGAGGCCGUCCCGCGCACCGCCGAGAACUUUCUUGCUCUCUGCGCAUCCGGAUACUAUGACGGCACGCUCUUCCACCGCAACAUCAAGGGGUUCAUGGUGCAGACUGGUGACCCCACCGGUACGGGCAAGGGUGGACAGAGCAUCUAUGGAGCACCAUUCCCCGACGAGGUGCGGCAAACGCUCAAGUUCAACACGCGCGGUAUUGUGGCCAUGGCGAAUGCCGGCCCGGACACGAACAAGUCUCAGUUCUUCAUCACCUACGCCAAGCAGACCUCGCUGGAUGGCAAGUACACGAUCUUCGGCCGUGUGAUCGAUGGCAGCGACACGACACUCGACUUUAUCGAGCGCACACCCGUCAACGAGAAGAACCGUCCUACAAAGGAGAUUCGUCUUGAGAGUGUCACGAUUCACGCCAACCCCAUUGCCGACGCGCACAAGUAA